Molecule: messenger RNA, 993 nt
Organism: Cydia fagiglandana
Lineage: Eukaryota; Metazoa; Arthropoda; Insecta; Lepidoptera; Tortricidae
Product: pro-resilin-like
Exons: 4
Coding region: 197-943 (248 amino acids)
Cellular component (GO): extracellular matrix
Source: RefSeq, a predicted model, not a curated record
GCGACCAUUGUGGCCUGCGAAAAUUUUCUCAAUUAGCCGCCGCGUCCGCGCAAGGAAACUUCAUUUUCGGAAGCCGUGCCCAAGGCUGGCGCUCACUGACGAAUAAGGCCACAUAUAAGUACUCGUACACCCUCUAUUGUCUUAUUCAGGGAUCAGACAUUCAGCUCUGCAGUCGCAUUUGUGUAGUGUUUGCAUAAUGUAUUGCCUAGAGUGUGUAACGUUGGUGGUGAUCGCUGUAGUGGCGCAGGCUGUUCCUAAUCCCAAACAUAAAGGAGUUUUUCAGCCCCCGGUAGAUGGAUCUUAUGAAGGAUAUUAUCAAGAUCGUCCCAGAUACGCCUUCAACUACGGAGUCGCAGAUCACAGCACCGGCGACGUGAAGUCACAACACGAGACACGAGAUGGUGAUGUUGUACAAGGACAAUAUUCCCUUGUGGAACCCGACGGCUCCGUUCGAACAGUCGAUUACACGGCGGACCCUGUCCACGGCUUCAACGCCGUCGUCUCGAAGAGUGGACCGAGUCUUCAUGCAGCACCACCUCAUCAUGGUCAUCACCAACCUGCAGUGCAAAUCAUUCCUCAAGCCAUACCUCAGGGACAUCACGUGGUACAACAGCAAAUACCCCAAGGGUUACACCAAGGGAUUCCCCAAGGAAUACCUCAAGGAAUUCAUCAAGGGAUACCACAAGGAAUACAUCAAGGGAUACCUCAAGGGAUACCUCAAUAUUCACAAGGAUAUCCACAUGGACUACCUCAAGGAGUAGUCGCCCGUGGGCCAGUCGUACGCUAUUUGGAAAAGGUUGUGCCCGUCCCCGUGGAAGUUUAUCCAAAGCGAAUAUUUGGACCUGGUGGUCCUAUUUUUGCCAAGGUUGGUCCGCAGUUUCCCGACUACGAGGGAUUUGGCAUGGACGACUAUGAAAUACCCUACCCGUUCCAGUUUGAUUAGUUAGUAGAUAGUAACUGUAUACUUAAAUAUUAUUAAAUUAUUGAAUACAA